AUGUCAAGAUAUCGUGGUGACCCUCGCUACUCUGAUGGCAAUCUUCCGUACCGCGAUGCUGCUCCCCAGAGAUGGGAUGCCGAGCGCUUCGUUCGUGAGCGAGAAGUUCGCGCCCCGGCUGCACCGGUCAUUGACCAACGCCCUCCGUAUGCCGAUUACCCACCUCGUCGGAUCCCGGUCUACGAGGACCAGAGAUACUAUGAAGAAGACCGCUAUGGUCCUCGUGGCGCCUCGGAGCGCAAGUAUUUUGAAGAAACGGACUACUAUGAUCCACGAGCGCAACGGGGCCAGGUGGUCCCCUAUGCCCCCGAGCGACCACCCAGACUGGAUCCUGUCCCACGACCGGGCAUCAUCCGCAGACAGUCCAGCUUAGACACCUUUGAUCGCCGGCCAACCAGGCGUUAUGAUGACUAUGACGACGGGCAUCGACCUCAACGAGGAUUUCCUCCGCGGGAGUUGAUACCUAUCCGGGCGCCUUCACCCAGACGGUAUCCUCGAUAUGACGAGAAAUUUUACGAAGAUAUCCGCGUGCAAGACCCGGACUAUUACGGGGAUGAUGGUUUCAGGGAGUACCGUGAGCGCGAAUGGGUCACACGGAGAAGAAGAAACAGCAGCCCGUCCCCAGAACGCAGGACGGUGAGGGAGGAAGAGAUCAUUGAAGAGCGCAAAGAGGAGAUUAUCGAAGAGAAGCCAUAUCCACGUCGAGGGAAGACCCGCAUGCCCAAAAGACUGGUUCAUACUAAAGUGCUGUUUGAUCUCGGCUAUCCUUAUUACGAAGAGGAUGAACGAACUAUUAUCAUUGAAAAGGCGUUAGGUCCCGACAAUAUCGAUGAGAUCUUCACGAAAAGCAAGGAAUAUCGGGAGAGAGAGGUUACAACGACUCGCCUCAUUGAAGCUCCUCCUACUGUCGCCCCUAGCAUCCGAGUGCCUACUGUGCAUGGAGGUGAAGUGGUCAUUGAGAAGACAGAGAAAAGAGAGGAGAUGAAGAUUGUGCCCCUUGCGGAAGCACCCCGGUCCGUCCGUGAUUGGGAUGGCCUCUCAGUUCGGUCUCCGUCUCCAAAAUCCCACCGCUCACGGUCUCGACGACGGUCGCGCCGCGGAUCUUCCCCGGAAGUUUUCAAGGAGACAGUUGUAGAAAAGAAGGAAGUGAUCAAGGAAGUCUCUCCCGCACGAACGCACCGGUCUCAUACCACGCACCGUCGAGGCUCGUCUGUAAGCGAUGAAACGAUCAUCGAGCGAAGAAUCACCCGCGAAGAAGUUGAAGAUUCCAACUCAGUUCAUGUGGGUCCACUCGCACUGGUGGUCGACCGCAAACCACACCGCAGCGAGCGUGAUAUCAAGGAGGAAAUCCGCAGACUGGAAGCUGAAAGACGAGAACUGAGGCGCGAGAGACGAUAUGAGCGUGACGGUGGAGAGGUCGUCAAGAUCGAGCGGGUCCGUGACAGAACCCCAUCGCCUCGGGGAGAAGUUAUUAUUGAAAGACGUGGCGACGAGGUUCUCGAGGUCAAGAAGGAUCGGAGAGGUAGGAUGUCGUUGAUCGUCAAAUGA
Cladophialophora psammophila CBS 110553 is the source of this 1548-nucleotide messenger RNA. RefSeq lists its product as uncharacterized. The transcript has 3 exons. The record is from RefSeq and is a predicted model, not a curated record. Lineage: Eukaryota; Fungi; Ascomycota; Eurotiomycetes; Chaetothyriales; Herpotrichiellaceae. The coding region runs from base 1 to 1548 and encodes 515 amino acids.